Molecule: messenger RNA, 1806 nt
Organism: Hippocampus zosterae (dwarf seahorse)
Lineage: Eukaryota; Metazoa; Chordata; Actinopteri; Syngnathiformes; Syngnathidae
Gene: nmur1a
Product: neuromedin U receptor 1a
Exons: 2
Coding region: 213-1436 (407 amino acids)
Biological process (GO): G protein-coupled receptor signaling pathway
Cellular component (GO): plasma membrane
Molecular function (GO): neuromedin U receptor activity
Source: RefSeq, a predicted model, not a curated record
AAGCAGCAAAGCAUUGAGCACUGAGCAAGAAAAAAGAUGAAGACGGAGAAACCAUGCUAACCACAAUGUUAAUGUGACCAAUAACAUAUUCCUGAAUAGUCCUAAGUCGGUCUUCUGUUUGUUCAAAUCGACUGCAUUUUUCUCCCUAUUCAUUUAAAGCUGAUGGAUGCUUCGUGUGAUUCUUCACAGGUACUCACACCAACUCGAACAAGAUGACUCUUGACAUCAAUGGUAGUUACAUGCAUGCGGAGAACACAAAUUUGACACUAGAAGAGUUUCUGGAGAAAUAUAUGGGACCCCGUCGCUCACCCAUGUUGCUCCCCAUCUUCAUCAAUUACCUGAUCAUAUUUUUAGUUGGCGUCUUUGGCAACGUGCUGACUUGCACAGUCAUCGCCCGCAACAAGGUGAUGUGGACGCCAACAAACUACUACUUGUUCAGCCUUUCCGUGUCAGACCUGCUUGUGCUCCUUCUGGGCAUGCCACUGGAGCUGUACGAGCUGUGGCAGAACUACCCUUUCCUCUUUGGGAAGGGAGGCUGCUACUUUAAGAUUUUCCUAUUUGAGACGGUCUGCUUGGCAUCCAUCCUCAAUGUGACAGCACUGAGCGUGGAGCGCUACAUCGCCGUUGUGCAUCCGCUACGGGCCAAAUACGUAGUGACGCGCACCCAUGCCAGGCGGGUCAUCCUCACGGUGUGGGGUAUAUCAGUGUUGUGUGCUCUUCCCAACACAAGUCUGCAUGGGAUUUCCUUCCUGACGAGUAACUCCACCAGUCCUGACGGGCCACACAAAGUGAAGAUCUCAGAUUCAGCCAUGUGUACCCUGGUGAAGCCUCAGUGGAUAUAUAACCUGAUCAUCCAAGUGACGACCUUGUUAUUUUUUUUCUUGCCCAUGCUCACCAUUAGUGUUUUAUACACGCUUAUUGGGCUGCAGCUCAAACAGGAGAGGAUGCACCAAACGAUGGAAGCAAAGUCAGGCACUGGUCAGGACAGCUUCUGCAGCGUCCGCACUCAACAACAAAAGGCCAGACGACGGCAGGUCACCAAAAUGUUAUUUGUUUUAGUGGUGGUUUUUGGGAUCUGCUGGGCUCCGUUCCACACUGACCGCCUCGUAUGGAGUUUCAUCACCGAGUGGACCGACAGCCGUCAGCAAAUCUUCGAGUAUGUGCACAUCCUCUCUGGAGUGUUCUUCUACCUCAGCUCAGCGGUCAACCCAAUCUUGUACAACCUUAUGUCCACCCGCUUUCGAGAAAUGUUCAAAGAUGCCAUGUGCCAUCGGCCGCACAACGCCAUCCCUCGAAAUUAUUCCUCAAGUGUCACUCGAGUGACGCUCCGCAGUACCCUGAAUGAAGUGCCGCUCAGCAGUGGAGCGAAUGCAGCGAAAGGAAAGGCAGAGGAUGGAGAGCAGGUGGUGAAAAAAGAUGCCACUUUCACAUGUUAAGCUUUGUGAUUUUGAACAGACAAAGGUCAAUACGCGAGGACAGAUUGUGAAGGAAGAUUCUACUUAAUUUACUGUGGUUAUGCUUGUUCUGUUCUUGUACUUAUUGUGUUAGAGUGUUUAUUUUAAGGAGCAUUUGUAUUUGUCAUUGAUUUGUCAGACAUUCACAAACACAGUAGAGUGGAGCCCCAAUAUACCGUUAGGCCUUUUAAAAUGAAGCUAAAUAUCUUGUUUUUGUGCUAUUGUGUCUGUAACUUUGAUUCUCUCCUCUUUCAUCUCAAACUGCUUCAAACAACAAAGCAUGUGACGGAAAAGCGGUUAGGACUGCACGACUGUCCGUGUUUUAUGUUAUGUGUUGUGUUUAUUAUUUUAC